UCAAUGUAAUAACUGCAGGAUGGACUUUAUUCAACAUAACUAAAAAGACGGAACAGACAGACAAGACAUCUCUGGUCUACGCUGAUCAAAAACACUGGGUUCCUGAGGAUGAUGUCAGGGUAUUCACUGUCUGUGGUGGGUGUGGCGCUGCUCCUAUCCUUGGGGCGAUGCCAGAACGGAUGCUUUGUCCAGGACGGAACACCAGGAGGGAAAGGAACUCCAGGCCGGGAUGGACGACAAGGAGCAAAGGGAGAAAAAGGAGAGCCAGCUGUGCUGGAUGCGGUGUUGCCCGGUGUACUGAAAGGGAUGAAGGGGAGCCGGGGGGUUCCGGGGGACAUGGGGCCUAAAGGUUUAAGUGGAGAUCUGGGACCUGAGGGUCCUUCUGGGCCCCCUGGCGCCCCUGGUCCCGCAGGGAGAGGCGGGGACCAAUCCCAUCAACACCGUGCGGCCUUCUCCGUGUCCCGGACAGACAUCUCCUACCCCCCCUACAGACGAACCCUGACCUAUAACUCCGCCAUCACCGACAGCAGCCUGAUCAGUUUGACCUCUGGAAUAUUCACCUGCAGCAUACCUGGAGUCUACUAUUUUGUCUUCCACUCAGUGGCCAAGGUGGGCAUGUGUCUGUAUCUGAAUAGUGACGCGCUGGGAGAGAGGAAGCUGGGUUUCUGUGACUACAACAGCAGAGCCACUACUCAGGUUCUGUCCGGAGGUGUGGUGUUGGACCUAUCACGUGGCAACAAGGUGUGGCUGGAGCCGUUUAAAGACGAGCAGCCGGAGAAUGUGAAGGAAGACAAGAAGGACAAGAAGAUCGUGUUUAACGGCUUCCUGCUCUUCCCCACCGGGAAGUGAUGUCACAACGCCAUGCAGUGACCUCGUCACAACGCCAUGCAGUGACCUCGUCACAUGAGCUGUCCCAGGAACCAACCAUUACUAACACUGUUCUAUACUGAUCUAUACUUUUCUAUACUGAUCUAUACUGUUCCAAACAGUUCUAUACUUUUCUAUGCUGAUCAUCUAUACUGAUCUAUACUGUUCUAUACUGAUCGACACUUUUCUAUUCUGUUCUAUACUGAUCUACACUUUUCUAUACUGUUCUAUACUGUUCUAUACUGAUCUAUACUGUUCU
Salvelinus namaycush (lake trout) is the source of this 1126-nucleotide messenger RNA. RefSeq names its product complement component 1, q subcomponent, A chain (gene c1qa). Bases 109 to 849 code for a protein of 246 amino acids. NCBI's taxonomy places the organism in Eukaryota, Metazoa, Chordata, Actinopteri, Salmoniformes, Salmonidae. Gene Ontology annotation, molecular function: protein binding. The transcript is spliced from 6 exons. The record is from RefSeq and is a predicted model, not a curated record.